This is a messenger RNA of Cheilinus undulatus (humphead wrasse), 10440 nucleotides long. Its product is annotated as leucine-rich repeat and immunoglobulin-like domain-containing nogo receptor-interacting protein 3. The coding region runs from base 685 to 2553 and encodes 622 amino acids. Lineage: Eukaryota; Metazoa; Chordata; Actinopteri; Labriformes; Labridae. Gene Ontology annotation, molecular function: protein binding. The record is from RefSeq and is a predicted model, not a curated record. The transcript is spliced from 4 exons.
UACGCUGAAUUGUGAAUCCAAACAGCUGGAGAAGCAGCAGAUAGACAGUGACUGAGAAGCAGGAGGGAGGGGGGAGAGAUCUAGAGUGAGUGAGCAGAGAGAGAGAGAGAGAGAGAGAUGAAAAGCAUGCCAAGCGCGAGCGAGCCGCUCACACUGAAGCAGGCAGAGGCAACAGCUACAGCAACAGCACGCUCCUUCCCCGUCCUCCCUCUCCUGUCUUCUAAUCCCACAUCCACGCCGGGGGGAGAUGGAGGGCAACCUGACCCGCUGAGGAGCACCAUCUUCAGGAGAGGGGAAAUCUCAGCAGCCCCCCUCCUGUGAAUGCCUGGAUCAUAUUUUACGGGGACAAUAAACAAAAAAGAGUGAAAGGAGGUGUGUACCCACGAGCCUGUUGGCAGGAGGGAGGGAGGGCGAAGAGGAGAAGAGGAGGGGGAUGAGUGGCAGGUUUGGCUUAGCAGCUGAUGCCCAGGUCUGAGAGAGAGACGGAGACAGACUGAGGGCGAGCUGAGGCGCGGAGGGUUGGCACGUGUGGAGCGGUGUGCAACUUGUUGGCCAAGAGGAAAGGAAAAAUCAAAUACGCACACAACUGGGCAGAUGAGGAGGCAUCAGGGAGCACGCUUUAGUCCUGGGUGCACGGUGCACUGACCCUGCCUGCGACAGGCGAGGAGUCAGAGGACCAGGGCCAUGAUUGGCUCUCCUGGCCCUGGUGGGCGUGCCUUAGUGCCAUGGCUGAGGAUGUGGAGAUGGGUCCUGGGUGCUUCUCUGGUGGCCAUGAUUACCUUGACGCUACCAGGAAGUAGCCAGGCCUGUCCCCCGAGGUGCGAGUGCUCGGCUCAGCUGAGGUCAGUGUCGUGUCAGCGGAGGAGGCUCACAAACAUCCCAGAGGGCAUUCCCACCGAGACACAGCUUCUGGACCUCAGCAAGAACCGGCUCCGCUGGGUGCAAGCAGGCGACCUGGCACCGUACCCACGCCUGGAGGAGGUGGACCUCAGCGAGAACCUCAUCGCCACAUUAGAGCCCAAUGCCUUUGCCACCCUUCAGAGUCUUAAAGUGCUGAAGUUAAGGGGGAACCAACUGAAGUUAGUGCCCAUGGGGGCCUUCGCCAAGCUUGGCAACCUGACCAGCCUGGACCUCAGUGAGAACAAGAUGGUGAUUUUAUUAGACUACACCUUCCAGGAUCUGAAGAGUCUGAAACAUCUGGAGGUGGGAGACAACGACCUGGUUUACAUAUCCCACAAGGCUUUCUCUGGGCUGCUGGGACUUGAAGAUCUAACAAUAGAGCGGUGCAAUCUGACAUCGAUCUCAGGUCAGACGCUGUCUUAUCUCCGCAGCCUGGUCACUCUACGCCUCCGUCACCUCAGCAUCACCGCCCUGGAGGACCAAAACUUCCGCAAACUCUCCAACCUGCGGGGUCUGGAGAUCGAUCAUUGGCCGUACCUAGAGUACAUCUCCCCCUUUAGUUUCCAGGGCCUUGACCUCCACUGGCUCUCGAUCACCAAUACCAACAUCACCUCCGUCCCCUCCGCUUCCUUCAAAAACAUGGUGCACCUCACCCACCUCAACCUGUCCUAUAAUCCCAUCACCACACUAGAGCCGUGGGCCUUCAAGGACCUGCUGAGGCUGAAGGAGCUCAUCAUGGUGAACACGGGGUUAGUGUCUGUGGAGCUCCAUGCCCUCGGAGGCCUCAGACAGAUCCGGGUCCUCAACUUUUCCUCCAAUGACCUGCAGACUCUUGAAGAGGGAUCCUUCCACUCUGUCAACAGUCUGGAGACCCUCAGAGUGGAUGGGAACCCCCUGAUGUGUGACUGCCGUCUGUUGUGGAUCCUGCAGAGACGCAAGACCCUCAACUUUGACGGCAGAGUGCCGGUGUGUGCAGGGCCGGUGGAGGUGCAGGGGGUCAGCCUCAGCGCCUUCACUGAUUCUGCACUCUUCGAUCACUUUACAUGCCAGAAACCUAAGAUACGGAACCGCAAGCUGCAGCAGGUCAUUGCUCGAGAGGGCCAGCCAGUGAAUUUUCUGUGUCGAGCUGAAGGAGAGCCAGCUCCUGCUAUUGUCUGGAUUUCCCCACAACGCAGGCGGAUCACAGCUAAGAGUUCAGGGCGCAUAACCGUUCUCCCUAGUGGCACCCUGGAGAUCCGCUACGCUCAGCUUACAGACAGCGGGACGUACAUCUGCAUCGCCAGUAAUGCUGGAGGUAAUGACACCUACUUCGCCACACUCACAGUGCGGGGCCAACCUCUAGAUCCCGCCUCAGCCUUCUUUCUCAACCGCUCUUUGUACAGUGGCGAGUUCUUCAAUGACACAAAUAUGAACAGCACGCGAGUUUUCCUCAAGUUCACCUUGGACCUGACCACUAUCUUGGUCUCCACGGCAAUGGGUUGCAUCACCUUCCUGGGGGUGGUCCUCUUCUGUUUCCUGCUGUUGUUCGUGUGGAGCCGAGGGCGUGGCCAACGCAAGAACAACUUCACAGUGGAGUACUCUUUCCGGAAAUCUGAACCCGCCACUGGCAGCUCCUCUGGAGGGACCAGGAAGUUCAACAUGAAGAUGAUAUGAAACAACGCAGCCAGGGGUCCCUCGGGGGAGGCAUGAGCACGUCCCAAAAACGUGUUUGACACACGCAAACGCACACAGCCACAGACUCGCAAAGAAGUUAAAAAGUAUAACAUCACAUCCUGUAUUUGGCUCAAAAUUUUGGCUCCCACGUCAAAAGUGAGGCCAUAACAGAUUUGGUUUGAUUUGUGGAUGUUAACAAAAAUAAGUACAAUUUCUGCCUUCAGCUUGUGGUGAAAGGUAGGUUUUCAGGCUACUAUAGCUCUGAAAGAAAUUUUGUUGUGCUUUCUACAAAUGAAAGAACUAAAAGUUUAUGGAAAUUGGCAUGAUUAAUCUGUUAAAUAUAUCAGUAGUCAUGUAUCUCUGAGAAUGAAAAAGAUUUCUUUUUCAUGUGAAUUUCUAUUUAACUGAAUCCUUGAAACAUGUACUGUAGAGAGACCUGACUACCAUCCAUUUAAGGAUUGUAGCUGUGCUCUACAAAUAGAAGGAUGCAUGAAAUACAACUAAGAGUUGAGUUGUAAAUUUAUUCCACUCAAUAAAUGAAAUUGUUCUGAAAGAGUUUGAUGUGUUUCUAAAGAAGGUCUGACCACGGCUGAACAUUGAGCAUGCUUCUAAAACUGUAUAGAUGUCAAACAUUAACUGAAAAGCAAUAACUGAUUUGGAAAAUUCACAUGAGAAACAAAAAGAAACUCAAUUCGACCUUUUCUUCUUUGUGAGAUGUCGCAACAACAUUAGCUGUGUGAGUUUGGGACGAGCGCACAGGCCAAGAGCUGCUGUGGUUGCCCGUGGGCCGGAGGGUUUGGUUAGGAAGUCAAACCCUUCGAACACGGGCUGCCACAGUAACCAUAGCAACCAGCACAAGGGAGAGCAAGGGUAACAAGGCGGUAGGCCACAGGAGGGUUGCCGGGUAGGAGGGACUAGAGUGGGUGGUCAGUGUGACCUCUCCUUCCUCUCUCAACAUCAGAAGCCCUGUUCUUUCAUCUGCAGGACAGGGUCGACCUGCCAGCCUCCACCCUCCGUCCGUGCCCUCUCAUGUGUUGGUGGAUGCCUGACCUUCCCAGUGCUGCCAGGGGGGAGCAGCCUGGAGGGUUGGGUCAAACUCAGAGGCAGACAGAGGACACAGUUAAAACGCACACAUCAUCUUAGCAGCGGAAAACACACAAAAACACAAGGAAGGCACCUUACAUCCACACUGACUGCAGCCACACAUGUCUGUUAAAUUAUGACAUUCCAGCAAUACUAAAUGUAGAGCCAUAAAGCUGAUAUUCCUUCUCUAAUAGAGAACUGAUGUAAAUGUCUGAGUGAACAAAUGAAGCCAUAGUAUGUAUCUGUUGUUUUUUAUACAGUAGCGUGUGCAUGACUCUGUUAUAUAAUAGCAAUUAUUCCUACUGCCAUCUUACAAGCUGUCGUGAUGAUCAAAAGACCAUCUGCUGUCACUGUGCUUGCAUUAAGUUGCACCCAAAACACACACACGCACACACAGGUAAAACCACACCAGUGUUAUUAGGACUGAUAGAAGCACCAAACGCAGUUACACAUGAAUGAACAUACAAAUUGAUGAAGCGCCAUGACAUCAAUGCUCUCUCUCUGUCUCUGAAAACGGUCGGUGUGCGAAUGUCUCUGCCCCCCUAGCCCAGUGCAUCCCCCCCUCCUCAGCCCCACCUCCCCCACACACACCUACCCCCACUGGGUCCUCCUUUGGGAGGGGUCCCUGGCUGGAGAUCGAGGAAUCAAAUGUAAAUGAAAUCGUGUUAACCCUACCCACGCCAUGUGCAUCGUAUAGUGGAGAGUAGUACUGUGGUUUAAAAAAAGAAACAAAAACAACAAAAGUACUUAUGUUGAAGUGUUAUGUUGACUCUUGUUUGUCCUCCAUUUUAAUUUCCUCAGUUGUUGUUGUUUGUGACCUUUCGACAGUUUACCGUUUUAAAUUUCUUCGUCCUCCAUGUUGGACCGUUCUGUUCUCAACACCUAAGAACAUUUCCAAACAUCAGACAGCAGGUGAGCCUCUAUGAUAUCACCGUGCAUGUUAACUAAAACCAGGCAGAGCAAUGUUUUGACCAAGUAGCAAGGCAUCGUCUCAAGCAGUGGUUUCAUAUUUUGUAUUCAAAAUUUAACAUUUUCAUAACAAUGCUCCAUAGUGUUGCCUCUUUGCUUUACUAACAGCCUGGUUUACAUUACAUAGCAUUGUAUUUAUCCUUGAGUUCAACCUGGCAUCAACACACAAACCAAUUUCUACAUAAAUAUAAUUUUACUGCAUCCAAAAAAACCUAAAAAAAUUAGAGCUGAACAACACUGAAAAACAAACAUAAUAUAUUUUUCAGAAUGUGGUAAUAUAAAAAAAUACUGGAAAUUAUUCAAAAUAAAUACACUGGAGCUCCAAUAAGCUAAUUUGCAUCUUACAAUCAUAUAUUAAUAUUUUUGACUAUACAUCUAUUUUUACUUUAGGUCUAUAUUAUAUGAGGAAAAAUGGAAUGUCCAGUACUUUAUUGGUAUUAUGAUAAUAACAUGAAGUCUGAUCAAUUAUUAAUGAUAACAAUACAUUUUAUUCAUAAAGAACUCUCAUUUAAAGGUGCUGUACCUAGAUUUAGAAAAUAAGAAUAAAAACACUUGCCGGUAAGAACAUUUAAAAAUCUAGAAACAUAUAAAAACAUACUAAAAAUAUUAAAAAGGACCUCAGACAAACAGACAAACAAUUUUAGAUUUAAAUACAACUGUAAAAAAGUUGGUUUUCAGCCUUUCUUUAAAUACAUCAAUGGAAGAUGUCAGCAGGUAGACUGUUCCACAGUGCUGGUGCAUGGACAGAAAAAGCCCACUCACCAACUGUCUUUUUACUGACCUUUGGGACACAUAAAAGCCCAGUCCCCUGGGAGUGAAAACAUGUGUAUCUGAUAAGUAUGAUGGUGUAAUGCCAUUCACUAUUCCAUAAGUUUUAUAAGCAGCACCUUAAAGUCUGCUCUAAACUGAACGGGAAUAAAUGAAGAGAGCCGAGCACUGAAGUAAUGUGCUCAAAUGUACUCAGUCUGGUCAGAACACGAGCAGCAGCACUCUGUACAAUCUGCAGACCUCCAUUGAUAAUAAACAAUCUAAAUAGCUCUAGCUUAGGUUUCUCUUGGAUCUCAUAUGAGUCAAGCUAUUAUUAUGGAAUGCAGUGCUAAUUGGUAGCUCUGUAGUAUUAGCCAAUGCAAUAUAAUAAUAGAGCUGAAUUCAAUCACCAUCAUCAAUAAACUCCAACAGUCAAAGACUGACUGACUACAUUUGAUACUCAGCAACCCCAGCUGUCAAUAUCACCCAAUACUAUCAAUACUUAGCCCUAAAAUGAUGCCUACACUGGGUGUCACAGCCAUAUGCAGGGACACUUUUCUGACAAUUACGCAAUGGAAUUAAUUUCUUAAAAAGAAUAGCAGUGCUUUACUCGGCCCAAUUUAGCCAAAUAUGAAACGUACCCAAAACUAUGAUAACAAAUGUUUCCAUCUCUAUUUUAAUGCUAACUCAUAUUGUGCUAUUAAUAUAAUAUUUACCCAAAGGUAUAAGGUAUAUUAAUACCUUAACUAACUGACAAUGUCAGAAUGAUAUUUACAGAAUGACACAUUCACAGGGAGAAGUAUAUUUAAAAUGCCGGAUGAAAAACUCAAUUAAAACACCUUUAGUGAUAUUGGUUUGAAGCAUAGAAAAGUAAAUCUUUUACAUUUCCCCUUAUAUUUGGGGGGGGGGGGUCAUUCCUUCAACUGGUAGUACAGCUGAAGAAAGACAGGAAACACCAAACAUGCCAGGAAUUUAUCCUGUGACCAGUGCGUUGAGGACUACAGUCUCACUUUGUGGGAGCCUGCUCUUCCAACUGAGCAACACCGGCAUCCCUUUAAAACUAUUUUUACUGAGCAUUAGGUCUUGCAUUAUUUUUUUCCUGGUUAAUAUAAACAAAAUAAUUAAAGAUUUUUUCUUUCCCAUUGUCUUGUUAGAAAGCGUAUCAUUAUAUCUUAAAAAUGCUUUAUAUUGCCCAGGCCUAACUGAUGUAUUUCAAUAUUUCUUUAAUUUCUGACCUAUAUGAAAACACACAAACAUGUUACUUGGCAUGCUUUUAUUGAAGUAAAAGUAAGUGUAAGGGUGAAUUUUAAACCAUUUAAACAUAAGCAAAAUAAAUCCUGCAAACCCCAUUUCAUCCUCAUGAGGGGGAUGAUGAAACCACGGCUUGGUGUCAGGAUGAAUAGCUGAACAGCUGUUAAAGAUUCAUGAGUCCGAAUGAGAAUAGAUGUACAAAUUGGCCUGGUUCUCACUCCGCCUCUGAAAGCGUCAGCGGACAUUUGUGUUGAGAACAGGAUGUCACCUCCAUGGACGUCUCUCUCCCUUAGCCAACCCUUUUGUGUUUUCAUUCCCCCGUAUUUCUCAGUAAAACUAGGUUUUAGAAGACAGUGAGAAUGUCCAUAGUGAUUGUCGAUGGUGUUAUUGUGCAAACAUCAAUCACAAAUGUAAGCGUAGAUGAGGGUGUGUUUCAUUUUAUAAUCUUCUUCUCCGUGUCCCCCUCUUUACCCUCCUCUUCCCUUCUCCUUGCUCCCAUUCUUCUUAACAUUUCCAAACCUUGUUGUCCCUGUUCACAGUAUUAGGCUGGAAUAUGGUUGUGUGGUAGUAGACACGUGUUCUGUCUGGUCGGUGAGUCAGUGUCGUCGUGUUAUGAUUUGUCGCUCUUCGUGAUUCCAUCUUAACACGGAGCAGUGACUGGAUCAGUGAAGUCAAAAGAUGAAAGGGGUGACCCAGGUUCCCUCAAAAAAAAAAACAGACAAACAUUGGUUCCCAUUUCACAUCCUACUCAUUCCUGGAGAACAUUUUCUGGAACUUUCUCGCUCUGCACAGUGCCACUCUGGAUAUGAAAACCCAUGGACUGUACUGUAUGUAUUUUAUCACACGAUUUCUCGUCACUUUUUAACUUGCAAAUGUAGAAAGGGUGGGUUGGUGUUCUGCUGUGGUACCAUUACUAUGAGCCUCACUUUCUGCCUACUGUGGAGUCAUUUGACAAGGAUAAGUAUCAGAGCAGUCCAUUCACUGAAAAGAAACAUUUUUUGUUGGUCAGGGUUGAGAAGAAGCGCUUGUAUUAAUUAAAGCCUCAGAAAGCUUUGUAAGCCAGAAGAACUCAUUUGGCCUCAGGCUAAAUGCUCUAACUAAGUUCCCUCCAUUAUUCAAAGGUUUAGGAAAUGAGUGAACAUUUCAGUGGUUCAAACUGUAACUUAGCCAGACAAGUAUUCAGCAGCUCUUUUUGAAGUAAAAAGUGUCAGUACACACAGCUUUGCAGCCAAGCCGUCGCCUCCGUCUGGCAGACUGACUCUCGUAUUUGCAGAUAACCAUUGGAGCUGAGAUUGAUUCAUCUCCUCUGCUGCUGUACUUAAGAAACUAGGCUGAGCAGUUCCCCGCUCCCCCCUCUAGUUUGUCCUUGCCUGGGGUUGGAGUACUGUAGUCUAGACGCCCCAUUUACAACAGCAGCAGCAGCCUCACCAUUAAGAAUAUAUCAUUGGGGAACUCUUCAAAGACGCAAACACACAGUCAUUGCAUCAUAACCAGCCAGGCUUAAGAUCUCCUUUGUUUAGAUCUUGUUGUUUAAAUUUAAGCAGGUUUGUUUGUAUUUUCACAAAGAACAAACAGCUAUGAUCUAACCUUUAAGUCUACAUUUUGGCAAUCGUGUUUUCUCAUCAUAUCUGACUCUGUUAGCUCUAAAUGAAUCCAUCUUCUGCUCCAUAUUCUGCAGCUGCUGUUGUGAUUGGAUUAGACCUGAGUUGAAUUAUCAGUGCCGAGAGGAGCAGUAAUGGGAUGACUGCGGAGUGAGCUCGGCUGAUUGGGUGAUUACGUGGCUUAUUAGUCCCAUUUCCAAAGCAGACCUCUCAGAACAGUCUGCCAUUCAAAUACUGCUUUGUUUAUUCAAGCCUCAAGACUGAAACAUAACCUAUGGCGGUUUCACUAAUUGGACAAAAAUUUUUAUUUUUUAAAACAGUAGUUCAUUAACUGAUGUGCUGUUUUAAUUAGACAUGUAGCAGAGCAGGGCUGAGGGGUUGUUUGAAGCACCUUGAACAGAUAACCGCUACAUCUUAACCUUGACCAGAUGAUUAUAAGUGCCCCCCUUCUCUAUGUGACAAUACUGACCCCUAGUGGUCAAAUUUGGUAACAGCAACAAAUGGGACCAUUCUGCUGAUGCUCUUCAAUGUGAUGGGGAUAAAACAGCUCUGGGUGUUGCACAGUUUAAACCCUGAGGAGAACAUGUAGACUGUUAGCUUCAUGAGUCAGUGUUUCACUGAUUUUCUUAUAGCCAUAGUGUGACCUCCUCUACACUCUGCUUGACUUGGGUUAUCAUGAGAGACCACCAUCUGAUCAAAAGCAACACUUCUGAUGUUUUCUGGGACUCAGCCUGUAGAUUAGACUGACACUUUGAAAUACUGUCAACACCAUUAUUAAAAAAUACAGUAAAAAUCCACGAGAAAACAUCACAGCAUCUGAUCUUUUAAAUUGACUGUAAACUAAUCAGCUGGUUCCUCUCUAGAGAAAACAUGUUCUUUUGAUCUUAGCAGGUUUAAUCUAUGCAUGCCUUUUGUAUACAGUGAUUGGUCUUGCCAAACUCUCACCUACAUUUGUACAGAGAGCUAUGGGUGCCAUUGAUGCUGGCCAUGGGACUGGCUGAAACAAACUCAGUGUUUUUUCCUGAGAUAAGGCAGAGCAAACAAUCGCCUGUACCUGCAUUUCCUAUUGUGAAAAAAGAGUGAGCAUCUUACAAAAGAAGCAUUUGUUUACUUGGGAUGAUUGUACUUUUACACAUAUCUAUCCAGGGGAUCAGCUCGGAUGUAGAUAAAUCAUUGAUAUUCCAAGCAGGAUGGUGGGACUGAUCAAUGCUGUAUGGGGAUAGGAUUAUUAAUGGCAUACUUCCAUUGAUCUGUCUUGAACCUUGUCACUCUCCCACAGUCCCUCUGGAGUAGGAGGAGGCGUACAGAGCUAUAUCAGACCUGGUUGGCACUCAUUCCUAGGUUUCCACAUUACCUUUUAAGACAAUUUCCUCUUUUAAGAACGAGAUGGUGCCAGAUUGUGACAGAUUUUUUUCCAGGUCUGAGCUAAUGUAGCGCUCUCGUACCUCCCCCACUCUUCAGAGGAAGCUUUUGUCAGUAUAGCUCUGUAUUUAUUGGAGCCCUCUAAUGGAAAAUACUCAAAUAUAUGUCUAAAAUUUGGCUUGGGUAUACUUAUUCUCUCUCUGUCUUUUCUCUCUUUCGUGCGCUCUCUCUUUGCUCUCGCUGUCUCUUCUAUCUUUCUAUAAACCUGGCACCAACCUCGUACAACGUUUUUUCCUCCUUAGCUUCAGAUUUUUAUUUGUUCCUCUUUGUUAAAACUGUGAUGAAUUAUGUCUGAAACCUAGGAAUGGGUGCUGAGUGCUCCAUUAAAUGCAGAGCUAAUAUAAAGACAGCUUGCACAGCUUUUGUGAUUGAAUGGUGUGAUCAGAUCAAUCAUUAAAGCAUAAAGGCUUGUUCAUAAUAGAGACUGUUAUACACCAAGUAUUGAAUUUGAACUGAAGUACAUUGGACUGUACCUGAUUUAUAGCAUUUAUAUUUUGCACCGUUGUGGAUCCUUGGAUGGGAAGAACAGAAACUGUACAUAUUAGAUCUCUUAGCCAUAUCAUGUCAUCUAAUCUGUAGACCUCCUUGCCAUGUCUGACAGAGGAAAAUGACUGUUGAACUGUAAAUAGUGUAGGUAUAGUAAUAUAGGAUAUAACUGCUGUUUCUUCUCUCCAGGGAUCGCCCAUGUUUUGCUCAGUCCCAUGGCUGCUUGGUCUCAGAGGGAAGGACGAGACAAUAAUGUAUUUGUCUAUAAAAUACACACAAGUUCUUUUUUUUAUUUCAAUGUAUGUUUUAUAAACUGUCUGUCUUGUAA